Nicrophorus vespilloides is the source of this 3481-nucleotide messenger RNA. RefSeq names its product protein trachealess (gene trh). The transcript is spliced from 13 exons. Gene Ontology annotation, molecular function: DNA-binding transcription factor activity, RNA polymerase II-specific; RNA polymerase II transcription regulatory region sequence-specific DNA binding; protein dimerization activity. The coding region runs from base 277 to 2814 and encodes 845 amino acids. Gene Ontology annotation, biological process: regulation of transcription by RNA polymerase II. Lineage: Eukaryota; Metazoa; Arthropoda; Insecta; Coleoptera; Silphidae. The record is from RefSeq and is a predicted model, not a curated record.
AUCAAUGGCCGAGUGUCCGUUCUCGCCGUCACACGUGAGAGUCAACUAGUGAGUAGGAGUUAACGUAACAUGCAGUGGCGAGUGCAGUGAUUCCUGUUGUUGUUAUUGUUGUUGUUGUUGUUGCCUCCGUUGUCGUUCAUCUUUCGGUACUCUCGAGUGUUAUCCUGCGGCUUCGCGCUGGAUCAUCCGGGAGGAUUCGCGUCCUCGCCGUGGGCGGCCGUGCUCGGUCACCACCACUCGGCGGCAGCCGCAGCGGCGGCCGCCGCCGCCGGCUCCAUGAUGCAGACCACCGACCACCAUGGAUAUGGGACCGCUCACCACGGCGCUGCCCCCAUGGAUCUGCACAUGCCGCAGGCCUUCCCCUAUUAUCGGUAUCGUGAAGAUGCUCUCUGCUGGACGGAUAGGAAACCCUCCGUCGACGACGUCGGGAAUCCAUCCUCAGUCAACGCACGCAGCUACCAACCGAAUUCCUCUGACUGGUUGGCGGUCGACUCCUCCGGAAUUCCCAAUAUCCUGGAGCUGAGGAAGGAGAAGAGCCGUGACUCGGCGAGGAUACGCCGCGGCAAGGAGAACUUCGAGUUCUACGAGUUGGCCAAGAUGUUACCGCUGCCGUCCGCCAUCACUUCCCAAUUGGACAAAGCCAGUAUUAUUCGAUUAACUAUAUCGUACCUGAAAUUGCGCGACUUCUCGGGACACGGGGAUCCACCAUGGAGCCGCGACGGACCUACGCCCAACAAGACGCUCAAAACAAACCGGACCCGAACGACAGGUGGACUCGUCAUGGAUAUAUUCGAGCAACAUCAGGGUACCCACAUAUUGCAGUCUCUGGAUGGAUUUGCCUUAGCUCUGGCCGCCGACGGAAGGUUCCUCUACAUUUCGGAGACGGUGUCCAUUUACUUGGGUCUAUCUCAGGUCGAGAUGACGGGAAGCAGCAUCUUCGAUUACGUCCACCAUUCCGACCAUUCGGAGAUGGCAGAGCAGUUAGGUCUUGGUCUGGCUCAGGGUCAGAGCAUGGCCUCCCCGGGGAGCGGUUCCGAAGAGGGUGCCUCCAACGCCGGCACCAACAAUCCAGAUGUGUCCACGAUAAUGUCCCUGGGAAACAAUCCGGCAUUCAAGGGUCUGGAUCGGGCUUUCUGCGUCCGCAUGAAGUCCACUCUGACGAAAAGGGGAUGCCACUUCAAAUCGUCCGGCUACAGGGUCGUGCUGAUGCUGUGCCGCCUGAGACCGCAGUACACCUUUUCGCAUACCCGUAAAUCGCAGCCUCCGCUGCUCGGAAUGGUCGCCCUAGCUAUCGCAUUACCUCCACCCAGUGUUCACGAGAUCCGCCUGGAAUCCGACAUGUUCGUCACGAGGAUCAACUUCGAUUUCAGAAUAGCUCACUGCGAACCGAAAGUCUCCGACUUAUUGGAUUACACCGCCGAUGAGUUGACGGGUAGGAACCUGUACACCCUCUGCCACGGCGAGGAUGCCAACAAAUUGAGAAAAUGCCAUGUCGACUUAAUUAAUAAAGGUCAAGUCCUCACCCAUUACUAUCGUCUGAUGAACAAAAACGGCGGAUACACCUGGAUCCAAACUUGCGCGACUGUCGUCUGCAACUCCAAGAAUGCUGAUGAGCAGAACAUCAUCUGCGUCAACUACGUGAUAAGUGGUCGCGAGUACGAGAAUUUGAUCAUGGACUGCUGCCAAAUGGAAGACAAUGCGCAUACGGUGAAGAGGGAAGAAGCAAGCAACAAUGACCCGGAGAACGGAUCACCUGAUGCGGAUAGAGGAGAUGGCCGCAACAGUGGAGGGCCGUCCAAUCCACCGCCAGAGCCACCUCAGAAUCUGGAGGAUAACAACACCGAGGAUCCAGGCGAAUCGAGGAGCCACCGCGUUGAGCACGUCACCCAGCUACAGACACCCACCGAUGGACUUCAGAGGAAAACUGUAAACGUACGGAGAGGAACGAAACGGAGGAGCACGCAAGAAACAUCCGGGUCAUCGGACGAAGAUGAAGAACAACAGCCGGCGCCACCCAACAGAAACAUCGUCCUCAGCCCGGAAUCAUCCUCAUGCCAUUCAACAGGCGUCGUGCACACAGUGCCCGCAGACACAAGUGGCACAAGCCCAAAAGUACAACCUGAAGAAUCUAGCGGCACCUCCGUCAAAGAUCUGGAGAACGCGAUGUCGAAGCACCUUCCAGCCUGCAAAUCGCCAGCACAUCAACCCACCGACUUCAGCACAGACGCUCUGUUGAAGCAACAGCAGAGGACCACUAUCCAAUGGAUUGGGGCUCAUCACCAGCAGCUGCAGCAGCAAGGACCGCUACCGGCAUCGGCGCUGCUUAGGCAGUUAUACGCAAAUCGUGAGAGCGUGAUUCGCGCCAAUGUUCAUGGCAUCACCAGCGCAGGAGGACGUUCCGGAAACUCCACUUCAUAUUAUCCAGGAGAUGGUCAGGUGGGGCCGCUACCCACGCCACCCGGCAGCGAAGGCUCUUCCUCCUACAGUGAACAUCAGUUCCUGCUGUCGCAACACCAGAACUACUCCACGGGCUACUCCAUGGACUACCACUCUGCCAUGACGCCUCCGUCCAGCGUGUCGCCCAGAGACAAGCACCAGCAGCUUCAUGGUGGCGUAGCUUUCGAGACGCCCGUCUACCAGGAUGUUCUUCGACACCAGUACCCUGACAGUCCACUGCCGCUGAAGCCCCAAGUGUACUCCUACGUGGAGCAACCCCAGUUUUACCACCAUGGCGCCGCAGGCGCCGGCUUCCACUUGUAUCAUCCCGGAAAAACCGCUCCCACUGCACCCGCAAACUGGUACUCACCAUCAUAGUGCACUGAUGACACAAUUUAAGUGCUGUACAUAUAAAACAUAAUUUAUCAUAGUGAAUUCAAACUGCUAAUGAUUGUGUGCACUGAACUCGUUCCUUAAUAUAUACAUACAUAUAUAUAUAUAAAUAUUAUAUUAAUUUCAUCGUUGUCUUUGAUAGAAAUUCUUGUUUUUAUUAGCCAAAAUAGAUUUUAUCAUUUUCUCAAAUAAGAGUAAAACCGAUGGAGGAAGAGGCAGUCGUGAGAACCAGAGAGAAGGAAGAAAAAAAAUAUAAAUAAAAGAACGAAGAGCAGAAGAAGAUAUUAAUAAUAUUAUUGAAAGCAUAUGUAAAAGGAAAUUAUUACUGGAAAUAUUUUGAGGCUAACAUAUUAAACCAAAGAAAAUAGUUUUUUUUUUUAAAUAAUAUUAUAUAUAUAAAAUAAUAUCGCGAAGUAAUUAUUAUUAUUAUUAUUUUUUAUAUAUAUACAUAUACAUGAAUAUUUCGCGCAAAAUAACAACUUAUUGUUUUCUAACUGGACGCAAUCGACAUGGCAGCACCGAAGUUGCGAGGCCAUCGUCGGUUUAGAAGCAGAAGAUUAGAAGGGAAGAUCGAUGAAGAGAAGAUACACAAAGAGAGAGAGAUUGAUUGAUAUACAGAGGGGGUAAAUUGAGAGAGGAGUUAUAUUAUUAU